AACAAGCGAGCAAGCAUGAUGCAAUUUUAUUCACAAAGCAUCAUCCGCCGUUUUGUGUCCAUCGGUAAGCAUACCUGCGUGUGCGUUUUACGAAAUAAAUCCGGCAUGGAGGAAAAAGGUGCUGCAUCGCUAGAAACAACCAUCGCCAACAGGAACCUCUCGUUAAAAACACCAAAAGGAACACGAGAUUACGGCCCAAAAGCGACCGCCAUUCGUCAACGGCUGCUGGACCGCGUGGUUCGCGUGUUCCGUAAACACGGCGCAGUAACAAUUGACACCCCUGUAUUCGAGCGGAAAGAAGUGCUGACCGGCAAGUACGGUAACGAUUCGAAACUUAUCUACGAUCUAAAAGAUCAGGGCGGUGAAUUGCUGGCGUUACGGUACGAUCUCACCGUCCCGUUUGCCCGGUACGUUAGUAUGAAUAACAUUUCCAGCAUCAAACGUUACCACAUUGCAAAGGUGUACCGGCGAGAUAAUCCGCAGAUAACGGCCGGUCGCUACCGGGAGUUCUAUCAGUGUGACUUUGAUAUCGCCGGUACGUACGAUCCGAUGCUACCGGAUGCGGAGUGUGUAAAGGUAGUAUGCGAAAUUCUCGCCGAAGCCGGUGCGGGAGAGUUUGUGAUCCGACUCAACCAUCGGAAGCUGUUGGAUGGAAUGUUCGCUAUGUGCGGAGUACCGGCAGAAAAGUACCGCAGCGUGUGCUCUUCCAUCGACAAACUGGACAAAACAACGUGGGAUGACGUGCGACGAGAGUUGAUUGAGCAAAAGGGUCUGGAUGGGAUAACGGUUGAUCGGAUCACACCGUACGUAACGCUGCAUGGUGGCCUGGAGCUGUUAAAACAACUCACAGAGGACGAACAACUGAAGGGAAGUCAAACUGCAUGCGAGGCUCUGGAUGAUUUUCGACUUCUAUUCCAAUACUGUGAGAUCUUUAACGUCUCAAACCUGCUAACGUUGGAUCUCAGCUUGGCUCGUGGACUCGACUACUACACGGGUGUGAUAUACGAGGCGAUACUGCUCGACAACGAUAAGCAAACUUCAGUGGGAUCGGUGGCCGGUGGUGGACGGUACGACAACUUGGUGGGAAUGUUUAAUCCCAAGCGAAAGCAGCAAGUCCCCUGUGUUGGAGUGUCGAUCGGGGUAGAGCGUUUGUUUUCCGUGCUCGAAACACGUUCCAUUAACCGGAUUCGCACCAACGAAACGGAGGUAUUUGUAGCAUCGGCUCACAAAGGAUUGCAUCUGAAACGGUUAGAAAUACUUAACCAACUAUGGUCCGCGGGUUUUAAGGCAGAACAUUCGUACAAGCUGAAUCCAAAACUACUUGCCCAGCUUCAACACUGCGAGGAUUAUCAGAUCCCAAACGCCAUUAUCCUGGGGGAGAGCGAGUUGAACCGUGGUAUCGUAAAGGUUCGUAGAAUUUCCUCCCGAAAGGAGGUUGAAGUAACGCUGGACAGGCUUGUUGAGGAGCUUCGCUGCCGACUAUCAACCGAACUGUAG
Molecule: messenger RNA, 1497 nt
Organism: Anopheles maculipalpis
Lineage: Eukaryota; Metazoa; Arthropoda; Insecta; Diptera; Culicidae
Product: histidine--tRNA ligase, cytoplasmic-like
Exons: 1
Coding region: 16-1497 (493 amino acids)
Biological process (GO): mitochondrial translation; histidyl-tRNA aminoacylation
Cellular component (GO): mitochondrion; cytoplasm
Molecular function (GO): ATP binding; histidine-tRNA ligase activity
Source: RefSeq, a predicted model, not a curated record